This is a messenger RNA of Mobula hypostoma (lesser devil ray), 4174 nucleotides long. RefSeq names its product ribosomal protein S6 kinase-like 1 (gene rps6kl1). The record is from RefSeq and is a predicted model, not a curated record. Gene Ontology annotation, molecular function: protein kinase activity; ATP binding. The transcript has 13 exons. Bases 339 to 2951 code for a protein of 870 amino acids. Lineage: Eukaryota; Metazoa; Chordata; Chondrichthyes; Myliobatiformes; Myliobatidae. Gene Ontology annotation, biological process: protein phosphorylation.
AAAAGAAGUUACAGUAGUGGCAACGAGCGAAGGCGGCACAGUUGCUGAUCGUCUUUCUUUGAUACAAUGUCUUCUGCUGUAACACGGCGAUGGUGGGUGGUUGAGCCGAGAACCCGGCAUUGCCGCUUAGCCUGAGGCCAGCUAUGAGUGGGCUCCGCCGUCGGGGAUUCAGGAGUAAGCAAUCCGCAUACGCCAACAAAAAAAAUUACUUCUGAAAAGUCUUUGUCCACCUCCAAAAUAUCUAACUCGUCUGAUUCUUUUAUUUUCCUUCCAUCAAUCAUGGCUUGGUAUUGGACUGAAAGCUGUCCACCUUAUGCUCUCUGAGGAAGACACUGACCAUGCACAGCCUUGCUGGAGAACGGCCAACAGGGCAGGAUGCUGAUCCCUGUUCUCGCCCCCUUUCUCAAGCCCGAGUUUAUUUGGAGCAAAUUCGGAGCCGUGUGUCUUCCAGCCUCCAGGAGGGUCAGCAGCCUGCCAGAAAUACAGCCUGCAAACGAGACUACUUGGUUGAUGCAGCAAAGCAGAUCCGCUUAGCACUGGACAGGGAGGUUAAUGAGGAUUAUGAAGCUGCAUUUAACUAUUACAAGAAUGGCGUUGAUCUGCUCUUGAAGGGAGUGCAAGUUGAUCCAAACAAAGAGCGUCGUGAAGCUGUGAAACGAAAAACGACCCAGUAUUUGAAAAGAGCUGAGGAAAUAUUCGACUCUCACUUACAGGGAAGCUUAGGAAACGGUACCGACGAUUCUGGGGGUUUCAGCAGCCUGAGGUUUCGGCCAAAUAGAAUUCUCAGUUCCCCAGUAGAGGAUUUGAAAAUGUCAAAGGUCAUUGCAAUCAUUGACAAGGUGCUGUUAGUGCAGAAUCCAUCCACAAAGGAGCCUUUCAUAGUUAAAAGCCUGCCUAAAUGUAGCCUGAUAAAUCGUGAGCGGCAGACAAUAAUACCACAGGGCGUUCCAUUCAUGGUUCGACUCCUGCAGUAUUACGUCAGUGAUGAUGCAGUCUUUCUUCAUCUGGAACACGUACCUGGUGGGAAACUCUGGUCUCAGCUGCAUCAUUACCGGCCAGCCGUCACGGGAAAAGGGAUGGAAUUCCCGGAAUGCUCUAGUCCGCAUCACAAGACCAUUAAACUAAAGAACAGCUACACUGCACCCUCUCUUGCACUAACAUGUAACGAUGCUUCCACGCUUGCACCAGUCAGCAAGGGGUGCCGGCAAAGAGAAGACAAGAAUAAAGUGUGCAAAGAGUUCACCAGGGAGCACAGUUACAACACUGAUAGAUUCGGAAACACACAGACAAGGACAGAUCUGGGUGUAAGUGACAAGCCACCUUGUCACAUGAAUGGUGCAAAUCAACAAAAUGCACAGAAUGAGUGUGCAAACAGGACAAGGACUUGGCAGGGAAAUAACAAAGCUUCAAAAACUAGCCCACCACUGAUUGGCUUGAAGCAAAGUCCUGAGAGGAUAAGUUUGCAGGCUGCAAAUGUGGAAUACAGUGCUGGUGUAACCUUUGACCUUGCAUUCCUUUCAGAAGAGGGCAGAGACUUAACUCAAAGUUGUAAAAUUAUGAAUCACAUUAUGAGCAGCAGUGUGGACAGUUUGAUGCAAAAAGACCUGCGGCAUGGAAAGAUUCAGCUUCACUCACAGGGUGAAGUCUUACACUCCCCUGAUCAUUUUUCAAAGACCAAAGACUCCAAUAAGUCACCAAGCCCAAAGUCAUCAAGAACUUACCAAAACCAAGCCACUCCAGAUUUGUUGAAAGGAAAGUUCUCAUUGGUUAAUGAGAAAUCCCAACAUGGAUCUAGCCCAAUUAGAAGUCCUGUUAGAGCCACCAAUUUGAAUUUGAAGGCUGGCACAAGGCAAGGAAGGAGGGGUUCCUACCAAAUAACAAUCAAUCCUCUGGAUACAAUCGAUAGUAAAGUUAGUAGUGUUAUGGAUAGCUCCAACCUGGUCAUUAUAGGGUCGUCAGCUGUCUUGCCUGCAAGGAAUACAACUGUCACUGUCUUGGAGAAAGGACAGUCAGAGCAGAAGACUUCAGUCAGUGUACUCAGCUCUGUACAACAAAGUAAUGGGCAUCUGUCAUCACUAAGUGUAAUUGAAUCACCAUUAAAAUUAUUAUCAUUGAAAGACAAAACACCUGAAGAAAUGUUGAACGACAAAGAUAAGAGUUCUGCAAAUCUAGAUUAUCAACUUAAACUUCCAGACCAGUUUCUGGUCUCUGAAACCUGCUGUGAUCAUGAGGAUCACAGUUCCAGAAUAGUUGCAGGCAAAAGCACAUUUUGCAGAGUUGACAGUGCAAGAUCCUUGAAUAGGACAUCAGAUUCCUCAGCUCCCUCCAAAACAGAAGGCCAUUUCUUAGCCCCUCCACCAAUCCAUCCAAAUGCCGAACAGUCCAUCUCAAGCCAGGUUUUCUCAGGCCUGUCAGAGGAUCAGAUCAGAAUCUGGGUGGCCGAGAUAGUUCUUGCCUUAGAGAGUCUACAUCAACAAGGAAUUGUCUGUCAGGAUCUAAACCCUAGAAAUAUACUUGUGGAUAAUGCAGGCCACAUUUGCCUCACCUAUUUUGGCCAGUGGAGUGAAGUUGAAGUUCAAUGUAACACAAGAGCCAUAGAGGACAUGUACUGUGCACCAGAAGUCGGUGGGGUUGGAGAAGUAACAGAAGCCUGUGACUGGUGGAGCCUUGGCGCAUUGUUAUUCGAGCUUCUAACUGGGAUGACCCUGUCCCAGUGCUAUCCAUCCAGAAUCCAUUCUCAUACCCAGCUUCGACUCCCAGAGCAUCUCAGUCCCGCAGCUGUGUCACUUCUGCAGCAGUUGUUGCAGUGGGAUUAUCGCUGCCGGCUUGGCUCCGGGGAGAAUGGAAUACACGAGAUAAAAGCUCAUUCCUUUUUCAGCUCUGUUCACUGGAAUAAGUUAAAUGGUUUGUUAAGUUAUCCCAUAAAGAUCUCAGAAGCUAACCGUUGCUGAGGAUGGCCACUUGUAAAUUGGCAAAAAGAAACCAACAGAUGUGUCCAUAAACAAAGGAGCCACUGUACGCUUAUUAAAGGUUACAAGGCGGUUAGUGGCGGGAGGAGAAGAUGGCAGCGCGAUGCAGCGCGCACAGCUCUCCGGUGAAAUUAUAUCGUAUCUGUUAAAUAGGGGCUGUGGACAAUUCUGAUUUGAUGGAGACAGACGUGAAAGCACAGAGGAACAUCUGGAGAAAUUUCUGAAAUAGAAAACAUAGAAACAUAGAAAAUAGGUGCAGGAGUAGGCCAUUCGGCCCUUCGAGCCUGCACCACCAUUUAUUAUGAUCAUGGCUGAUCAUCCAACUCAGAACCCCGCCCCAGCCUUCCCUCCAUACCCCCUGACCCCCGUAGCCACAAGGGCCAUAUCUAACUCCCUCUUAAAUAUAGCCAACGAACCGGCCUCAACAGUUUCCUGUGGCAGAGAAUUCCACAGAUUCACCACUCUGUGUGAAGAAGUUUUUCCUAAUCUCGGUCCUAAAAGGCUUCCCCUCUAUCCUCAAACGGUGGCCCCUCGUUCUGGACUUCCCCAACAUCAGGAACAAUCUUCCUGCAUCUAGCCUGUCCAAUCCCUUUAGGAUCUUAUACGUUUCAAUCAGAUCCCCCCUCAAUCUUCUAAAUUUCAACGAGUACAAGCCCAGUUCAUCCAGUCUUUCUUCAUAUGAAAGUCCUGUCAUCCCAGGAAUCAAUCUGGUGAACCUUCUUUGUACUCCCUCUAUGGCAAAGAUGUCAUAGAAAUGCCCGGUUCGCUGCCGCUGCUACUGUGCGAUCGAGAAUCUUCCAGAGGGAAGGCUCCAAAAUCCCCUGUUUUGCCUGCUGCUGGCGACCGAGGCUGAGGUCGAAGCGUUCGGAUAGAGAUGAUGCUCGGUACUCGGUGUCGGAGGGCUGAUCAGAGCUCGAAGUUUUCGGACGACUCAGAGUCAGACUGUGGUUGGGCAUGGCAGGGAGAGUUUUUUUCCCUCUCCCGUCUGUGUGAGAUGUGGGACUUUCAAGAGACUUUGAACUUUUUCCUGAGCAAUGGCCUGUUCUUCAUCAAGUUAUGGUAUUGUUCCACUGUUGUAACUAUAUGUUAUAAUUAUGUGUUUUUUGUUAGUUUUUCAGUCCUGGUCUGUCCUGUGUUUCUGUGAUAUCACACCGGAGGAAUAUUGUAUCAUUUCUUAAUGCAUGCAUUACUAAAUGACAAUAAAA